CAACAUUUAGAGAUUUUUAAAGUUUUAAUAGCUGUUACUAUAAAAGUUUUGCAAAGAUAAUGGGUUUGGUGUGCUGUCACACAUUUCACACACAUUUAAGGGUGCCAGUAAUUCUUAUAUACUUCAUACUUUGUGUGUUCUUGUUUGUAAAUAUAUUUAACGUUUCUAUGAUUUGGCAGUGUAAAGGCUUUUUUGUAAUGCCAUAAAGCUAUUUGAAUAUGAAAAUUUAGUAGAAGGCAGUAGUAAAGGGACCUUCUAUGGUCGUGAACCACACCAUCAUUUUAAUAUCGCCAGUAGAUGGCAGUGUUACCUCAAACUAAUGCGGCUUCGGAUGACUACGAAGUACGAAUCAUUUGAGCAUAGAUACUGUAUGUAACGCACAAUAUUGGUGUUUAUUUGCUUAUUAGUUCAUAAGGACCAACGAAAAAUGCAGAUAUAUCGGACCCUGAUUUAUAUAUAACAAAUACAUUUUACCACUGUAAAUAUACAUUAAUGUGAUCAGCAACAUACAAUUUACGUGUCUAAAAAAUGUGUGUGUGUAUAUAGCAUUUAAUGCCAUUCAUGUUACUUACUGGAGGUUGGUUGUGUUAUGGAGGAUUACGGAUAUCAAGCGCUGCUGCUGUAAAUUAGGCCUACUGUUGGAAAAACGUAACAUUAAACUUGGAUUAUGUGAGACACCUAAGCCAAUCAUGUAAUAGGAAUAACAUCAGUGGCGCGUUCAGACUUUUACGACAGUCAAUGUUGAUGAUUGUUAGCCCCAAUUAGAUAAGGUUUAAAUCUGUUAAUUAAAAAACAGCUUCAUUUGGUAUACACAACAGUGACAAUACGCUUGUUUGACUUUAUGGGGUGCCGCUAGAACCGACGUCAGAGUACCGCGAGAGCGAUUAGAGAAAUACGGAGAAGUCUAAUUUUGACCUGCUCUCGCGGUACUUAGACGUCAUCUGCCUGUCCAGUUCUUGAAGCGCCGCAUGAAGUCGAGUGCAUAGUUACGUCACGUCCCCAAACGUAAUUUCCUGUCAUUCUCGCGCGAGUAACAUGCAUCGUUUGGUUGUUCGCGUGUAGCUUACACUUGUAUUGUUUAAAAAUGUUGUGGUAAUAUUUCGAAAUCGUCUGGUAGUUGUGUUUUAAAACUACUCUGUGUUUCACUUGUUUUUUCUUCAUCUCAGUAUUUAAAUAAAAGUGCGUUUAGGCCAAAUUUUGGGUGCGUGAUUGAACAGGCUAUUAUUUGUGAUUCGGUUGACUGUUAACAAUAAGAUGUUUAUAUAUACUUGGGCAUUUUAUGUAAGCUGCUUCUUGAGGAUUUAAACAUGCACAUUACUUCAAUGUAAAAUUACUCGCGCACCUGUAUAACCUGGUUAAGUCGCCUUUGUCGUGAGAGGUUGCCAGGUGAGCCAGUCUGCAAAAAGUAGCAAACGGGGUUGAUUGUUUUCCAGCAGAUAACCAGAUAUCUGCUGAAUCAGUGAUGGAUCCUGAAAACACAGAGAAUGGUGUGGAGGAAGCUGCAGGCUUUAAUGAUGAAGACCUUGAGUUUUGUGAUGAAGAAAGUGUGGCUUCCAGUGUGGACACCACAAUAGAGGAGAUGUUUCUUGAUGGUCUUGACCCUGUUCUAGAUCAACCUAAGAUGGACUCACCUGAGAAAGACUGUGAUUCAGAGGUGGACUUACAGAAGAGAAAACGACCCCGUCUGUCCUAUACAUCCUCUUCUUGUGAAGAAGGUGACAUGGAAGAAGAAAACGAGAAUCAGCCUUUACCUGAUGUUUCUUCGGAAGCCUCCAAAGAAAGGUGGCAUAAUGCAAAUGAGACAGAUGUGGAACCACCCUGUAUAUUGUUCACACCCAUUGAAACACCUGGGCCAAAGAAUGUACCCAGUAAUUGCAGCAGCCCUCAGCAGUUUUUUAAGCUUUUCUUCACAAAAUCUGUGUUACAAGGAAUCGUAGGGCACACAAAUGUUUAUGGGACCAAGUGCAAAGAUAAAACGGGCAAGCGGUGGCUUUACAUUUCACAUCAAGACUUUAAGUCGUUCAUAGCAAUGGUUAUUUACAUGGGUCUGUUUAAGUGCUCUUCUCUGAAGGACUAUUGGAGCGAGUCUCGGUACUUAAGUCUUCCCUUUCCCGCACAAGUCAUGUCUUAUCGUAAUUUUCUGAUUAUUUCCAAUGCCUUGCAUUUAAGCAAUACCAGCGAGGAUGAAAAAAAUGAGAUGAUGAAAGAAACAUCAUCCUAUGAAAAAUUAGGCAAAAUAAAAUCAAUGUAUCUAGAAAUAAGGGAGGCCUGCAAGAAGUAUUUUCAUCCCUUUCAGAACAUCACGAUCGAUGAAAGAAUGGUGAUGUCACAGGCUAGAAAUGAACUCGGAGAAUGCUCGAAAAGCAAACCUGCAAGUAGGGGUUACAAACUUUUCGCACUGUCAGACUGCAACACUAGCUAUACGUGGGACUUUUUUAUUUACGAGGGAAAGUCGCGUGCACCGCAGAGCCAGGGCUUGAGCUACGAGUCGGUUAUGUCAUUGGUAGAUGAAAAUUACCUGGGUGAUGGCUACAAACUAUUUCUGGACAAAUAUUUCACCAGCCCCGGUCUCUUCAGUGACCUCCUGCUUAAAAAGAUUUGGGCUUGUGGACCUGUUUGGGCAAACAGGAAAGGUUUUCCAGAAGCAGCUGUCAAUAAAUUGCAAAGAAACGAUCUGCGCGGCACAGUGCGUUGGAUUAGGGACAAUGAGCUUCUGUUUGUUGAAUGGCAAGAUGUACAGAAAGUGCAGAUGUGCUCCACUUUCCACAAAGCUUAUGGAGGAGACACCGUGAAGAGGAAAGUGAAAGAUAAGGAUGGAAAUCGGACCCUCGCUGAUAUUCCCAUUCCAGCUGCGGUGUUGGACUACAAAAGGACUAUGAGUGCAGUGGAUCCAUCUAAUCGCAUUACUGCGCAUUACAGAACGCUUAAUAAACCGAAAAAGUGGUACCAGUGUUUCUUUUAUCAUUUUUUGGACAUUGCCAUCAACAAUGCAUUCAUCCUACAGGAACUGAUUGCCAAGGAAAGAAACACGAAAGCUUUGACCCGAAGGGAGUUCCUGGAGACGCUCAUUGAGGAGCUUACAGAAAUAGGUUCACAGAAAAGGUUCCUGAUUGCUCUUUCUGCUCGGUCUCAGAAAUCUACCUCUGCUCCGCCCUCGACCCCCUGCCCACCUGCCCCCUCAGAUACUCCUGCUUUUCCCCACAGACCAAGAUACAUUGCACAGGACAGCACAAUCGGUAGGCGGAAAUGCAAACACUGCCGUUACCAAACUCCAAUUGUAUGUGAGACCUGUCAUGUACCAUUGUGCUUCCAGCCCAAGCGUGACUGUUUUGGUGAAUGGCAUGAACAGCAAUUGUUAUGAUCUGUGGCUAUAAUACUUUUAAAUAAUAUGUUUAUUAUAUUUCCCCACCACCAUUCUUAAGUUCAGAUGCAUUUACUAUUAUUUGAAUGUUCUAUCAUGAAGUGUUUUGCUGACUUUGUAAUAUUAAAUUGGGGGAAAUUGUCUCUUGUUCAUUCCAUGCAUAUAUGUUGAAUAUACUGUAGUUUGCAUUGUGCUGAAUCUAAUGUCUUUGGUUUCAAUGGCAUUUCUGUAACAAUUUAUACCGAGUCAUUCCAAUACAAAACAAUACAUUUUUCGAAAAAUGUGAAUAUUUGUUACUCUGUCAGAAAUUUGUAAUGAUCAGCCAUACAUCCUAAA
Molecule: messenger RNA, 3697 nt
Organism: Misgurnus anguillicaudatus (oriental weatherfish)
Lineage: Eukaryota; Metazoa; Chordata; Actinopteri; Cypriniformes; Cobitidae
Product: piggyBac transposable element-derived protein 4
Source: RefSeq, a predicted model, not a curated record